Molecule: messenger RNA, 804 nt
Organism: Pteronotus mesoamericanus
Lineage: Eukaryota; Metazoa; Chordata; Mammalia; Chiroptera; Mormoopidae
Product: phospholipid scramblase family member 5
Exons: 7
Coding region: 1-804 (267 amino acids)
Biological process (GO): plasma membrane phospholipid scrambling
Cellular component (GO): plasma membrane
Molecular function (GO): phospholipid scramblase activity
Source: RefSeq, a predicted model, not a curated record
AUGGCCUCUAAAGAUGCACAGAACCAAAGCAGCAGAGGUCUGCCUCAUUUUCUUCCUGGAGCUUCAGACUCGGACCAUGACCGACAUGUCUCACCUUCCAAUCCAGAGAGCCAAGUGUGGCAUUUAGGUCACCCUCCACCAGGCAGUCUCCCUCCUGGUCUGGAAUAUUUAAGCCAGUUAGACCUCAUAAUUAUACACCAGCAGGUGGAGCUUCUUGGAAUGAUACUUGGCACUGAGACCUCAAACAAGUACGAGAUUAAAAACAGCUUGGGACAAAGAAUAUACUUUGCCGUAGAGGAAAGCAUCUGCUUCAAUCGGACUUUCUGUUCCACACUGCGAUCUUGCACUCUGAGGAUCACAGAUAACUCGGGUCGAGAGGUGAUCACAGUAAACAGGCCCUUGAGGUGUAACAGCUGCUGGUGCCCUUGCUACCUGCAAGAGUUAGAAAUCCAAGCCCCUCCUGGUACUACAGUUGGUUAUGUUGCACAGAAGUGGGACCCCUUUCUGCCCAAAUUCACAAUCCAAAAUGCAGACAGAGAAGAUAUUUUGAAAAUUGUUGGUCCUUGUGCAAUAUGUGGCUGUUUUGGCGAUGUGGAUUUUGAGGUGAAGACAAUUGAUGAAAAGCUUACAAUUGGGAAGAUUUCAAAAUACUGGUCUGGGUUUGUAAACAACGUUUUCACCAACGCUGACAACUUUGGCAUCCACGUUCCUGCUGAUUUAGAUGUGACUGUCAAAGCAGCGAUGAUCGGUGCUUGCUUUCUCUUUGAUUUUAUGUUCUUUGAACAUUCACUGGCUGGAUUAUAA